UUUCUCGUUCCUCUUAAUUACGUCUUGUCCCAUUUAUGUACACAUUCGGCUUACUUCGGUUUUUACUAAAUUGACUUCUCUUAUCUUUUCGUUCUCUCUUUCUCUCUUCCUUUUCCCAUUUUCCCAUUAUUUUCUCUAACUACACCAAUUUUGCCAUCUAUCUCUCUAUUACCGCUUUUCUUUUGCUUUCUGCUCUUUUUUCUCACACACAUCAUCGCUUUUCUCUAUCUUUUUUUUAUGGCGAGACACGCACGAUCACCAUCACAAUCUCUUUCGAGUGUCUUCGUCUCUAUGUGUGCUUAGUCCUUUAUACUUUCCUACUUUUACGCUUUUUAAAGACUCAUCUCUUCACAUCUGAACCUAUUUCUGGGUCGUAUCAUUUUCUUUUCCACUCAUCCGUCCUGUACCAAUUUCACCAUCUCACUCCCGUCCCGUUUUCAGCAUCUUCUUUUUCUCUCUCUCUCUCUUCUCUUUCUCAGUCCAUCCUCUUUUCUUUCCACAUCUCUUCGCUCUUCCGUCUCGCCACGGCCUUCGACGCUCUCGCCGUCUCUUCGUUCUCCAUCUCCGUCUGACUCUGCGUGCUCUAAUAUAGCCACCCGGUGUCCAAUUACUCGCUUCCCUCUCGCUACAGUUUUUCCUCCGCCGCGACGGCCGCGACGGAGAAAGGAUCCUCAUCAGCCUCCGCGCGACACGCCGUUCUAUUUUCCGCUUUUUCCUCCAAGAUGCGUCCGUUGCUCAUUCAUCCUUAUUCACCGGUCGCGUAUCCUGUCGUCGCCCUCGUGCAUUUUUAUCGCGUCGCAAACGGCAGUCCGAUCUUCGAUCCGGAUGCAAAAUGGGAAAUCGUGCGGAAUCGUCGAGAACGUAACGAUGAGAUGGAAAGCUGUCACAGCGCUGGAUUUCGGUGACUGGAAAGUACAAGCACUCGGCGACCACUAGGGAGGGGGGCCCCAACCAAGGAAGACCGCCGAAAGGCGGUCAACGAGUUUGGCAUGGAGCAGUUCGAGCAGCUGCUGACCUGCGCGAUAUGCCUGGACCGGUAUAGAAACCCGAAGCUCUUGCCAUGUCAACACAGCUUUUGCAUGGAGCCGUGCAUGGACGGCCUCGUCGAUUACGUUCGUCGACAGGUCAAGUGUCCAGAAUGCCGUGCCGAACAUCGUAUACCAUACCAGGGCGUGCAAGCUUUUCCGACCAACGUAACACUACAACGAUUCCUGGAAUUGCAUAUCGAGAUCACUGGGGAGCUACCGGACCCGACCAGCGGUCAGACCAUGGAACGCUGCGGUGUUUGCUCGGAGAAGAGUUACUGCGCACUGUGCGUUCACUGCGAGAAGAAAUGCUGUCCCGAGUGCAAGGACGCGCACAUGGAUAUCCUGAGACGCGAAAUUGCACGCAUCAAUUCCCAGGUGCGCAGGGGUUUACACAGGCUGCAGGACGCGCUGGCCUUAGUGGAGAAAAACACUCUGGGCCUGCAAACGAACUGCGCCUCGGUCGCCGAGGAGGUGGACGAGAUUUAUCGGAGACUGAGCAAGGCUUUGAAAGACCGCACGGAAUAUCUGCGUAACGAGGUCGAUCGAUACCUCGGCACCGAGCUCAGAGGCCUGAUUCAGCUCAAAGAGAAUCUCGAAUUGGAAAUCGCGAAUAUCCAGAGCAACUGCGAUCUGGCGGAGGCGCACAUAAACGAGAAUGUACCGUGGGACGACGCCGAGCUGCUGGACACAAAGGAGCUCUUCCUGCGCACGGUGGAGUUUAUCAGGAAUUUCGAAUACGAGGCGGGGGAUUACAGCCGGCGAGUCCGCUUCGUGAUGGCGCACGAUCCGAAUCAGCUUGUCCUUCACGUGGCGGGUUAUGGCGAAUUGAACAUUAAACCGGAAAGCGGAAGCGGCGGAUUGCUAGGGAGCUCGAGCAGUUUAGCCCCACCCGGAGGUUCGCCUGGCCUCAUGAGGAGCAAAAGCGAUCACCGUCUCGCUUCGCAGUACAGGCAGCAAGAGGAGGAACGGCUGGCCAGGAAUCGAUACGUUCCCGAAUACGAGUACGAGGCGCCGGAGUACGAGGUGCCCAGGAACAAGUCGAGAUACAGGAGUCGAUUUAUGCGACAUCGAGACGGCGACGAUUCCGACGGUGACUCCAGGUCGACGGUGAGAUUUACGUCGACGGCGCCGCAGGAGCCGUCCGGUCUGCGCGAACGUGUCCUGGAUACGGAGGACGCCGCGCGCGGUCCCCUGUCCGGCAUAUUUCGCCUGACGGACUCGCCGCGCGUUAUGAAAAAGCUUCAGGAGUGCGAGCGAGCCGGCAAAAGGAAGAAGGAGGAACCGACGAGUCAGCCUCAAGUGCAACAGCCCCAAACACCUAAGCCUCAGGUACAAGUGAGAAAGGUACCGACCGCGAUGGCGAGGCAGACCAGCGAGGACGACGAGAUCUCCAGGAUCAAGAAGCAGAACAAGAACGCCGCGGCGACCACCACCGUCGCCGCCGUCCACGCCGAGACGGUGGAGGAGAGGCAGCCGACAUCGACGCCCGUUUCCGUGCAUCCGCCGCCAUCGAGAGAUCUUUCGGAAUCCGAGGAACAGCCGGUCAGGAAAUCGGCUAUCGCCAGGAGAACUUCGGCGGAAACUCAUGUCCCGCCCGCGGCCAGGAGCGCCUCAUCGGACUCGAGCACCGGCUCCGAGAGCUCGACGGGAUCGGGAAUACGCAACACGGGCGCGCCGUUCACAACCGAGGAGAUGAAGCAGAAGUAUCUGUCGAGGGCGCCGCCGACCAACACAUCGACCACCGUGUCAUCGGUGCCGGCUGUCACCUCCGCGACAACCAAGGAGUCAUCGAACACUAUCGCGCCAAGGACGCCCUUUCAGAGCCGUUUUUUAGGCGCAGGUAAUCGUGCGGCUCCGCCACCACCGAUUCAGACACCGCGAGAGGAGCCUGCAACGAAGAAGAAGGAAGAAGAAGAGGAUGAGGACGAGGAGACGAGCAGCUCGUCCGAAGAGACGGAGUCGGACACCGAAGAAGAGUCAGAAACGGACGUUCAUCCGUCCAACGCUACUCCGUCUGCCACUUCCGCCACAUCUCAGGAUCGUCAGAGAAACGAAUCCGCCAUGGCUCGCACCGAUAUCGGACCUCUGCUCGCUCGCAGUGCCGAAGCUCGAAGGGGAAGCAAAGAGGAUUCACCUUCCAUCAGGUAUUCGUCGCCGAGGGGGAGCCCCGCGCAAUCCGUGACGACGACGACGACGACGAUGACGGCACCGAGCGGUGGCGGCGCGAUGACGACGACGUCGACGACGCCGGGCGGCUACACCAGCAGGGCGUUUAGCGCGGACGGUAGUGCCGAAAGAGGGUACUCGGCCGAUCGCGGCGAGGACGAUAAUAAAGUAAUCGCGGCCACGACCACGAUCGCGGAUGACGCUUUUAACGUCGACGCCGACGCACUUGAAACGCCGCGGGCGACGAACACACGCUCGUCGCGAACGGACAUUAUUAUUACGGACACCGACAAAUCGAUCACCUCAUCCACCUCCUCCCACCUCGCGAUUAGCGAACCCGAGAGUAAUCUUCUCGAAGAUAGUCGCGGCGAUAGUCGAAUAGCGAGCGUGGCAUCCGAAAACGAGGCCACGUUAGUGGAAGGUCGUUCCGGGAACAAUGAGAUCUCGUUGGUAAUCGUUGAUCGCGAACGGGACGGAUCUAUUCUCGCGACCGACGAUGACUCCGAAAUGACUAGAAGACGCGACGACGUCGUGUUGGAAAAGCGUGAAAAUUCCGAUGACACUCCAUGUUUCCUUCGGAUCGUUGUGGAGGACGUCGAUGCGACUGUCGAUGAACAGCAUACAUCGGAUCUUACGAAUCAACCCAUCGAGACGAUCAUCGAUCGCAGAGAUCGAUCGAGAUCCAAAGAGUCUCAAACUAUCUCCGAAUGUUCGAGUUCCAUCAGCGAGCGGACGAUGUCCGACAGCGAAUCAGAGAGCGAUUCGGAAAGCGGUUCCGAGGAAGAAGACGAAGAGGAGGUUGAGGACGAGUCUCGAGAUGAAAAUUGCAACGUGAAGAAAGAUAGAAAAAAAGAAGAAAAGAAUGAUUCCGGCGAUAAAGGCAGCGUGAAACGCGAAGUUAGCGAGAAAAGCGACGAGGGUCCAUCGAGUCCCGGAGACGACGAGGAGACUACGGUGUUGAGUGUUAGUUCGGACCGUGGGGAAAGCAAUAUGACACCCGACGACCGUUACGAGAGGGAUCUAAAGCGUCGAAGCGCCUCGAUUAUCGACGAGAGAAGUAUCGAGGAGAUGUUCGACGACAAUGGUUGGGUGAUCACGGAACAGGAUCUACAGCAGGAUCUGCAGCCGGUGUCCGCGAUCCCGUCGGGCUUUAGAUUCAUGGUCGAUCGCAUUGAGGAUGACUACGAUGGGACUCGUAUUGAAGAAACUAUUUCGAAGAUCGCUGAGCGGGAACACGACGAGACAUCGAACGAUCUCGAGGAUACCUCAGCGCGGUCGAGCACCGAGAUUGACGACGAGACGACUCCUCCGAGCGAACAGCAAGCGUCCGAGGGUCCGUCCAGAAGUCGCGUGUACAGGCAGAGCAGUCUGGGUAAAAACGGAUGGCUGGUGUCCGACGAGUCCGAGAGCGAGUCCGAACGGGCGGUCUCUCCUGGGAUCGAAGUUCCCUACGAUGGAGACGUUGCGCAAAACGAAGCUUCGAGAGGGAUCGAGGAUAGUGGCAUCGACGAGAACGGGUGGGUGAUACUUGACGACGACGACGUCGAUGACGACGGCGACGCCGAUGAUGGCCGUAUAGGGGAGCGCAGCGCGCAGGAGAGCACGAUUCGUUCCCAAACGAUCGACCUCGUAACGAACACUAACACUGAGAACGGUGCAUUACUCGCGAACGUUAGCCGGUCGAAGGGCGAGCAGUCGGGGCUCCUCGGCGAGCACGAGGAAACGCCACCCGUUGCUGCCAAUCUCAGUAUACCGGUGCAAAUGGAUGUCUCACGAAACUGUGAUAAAAUGUGCGGCGCAUCGGUGGCCGCCGAUGAUGAUUGCGCUCAUCCAUGGAGCUGGAAUCGAAUUAGAUCAGUGGCCGUUUCAUUCCUGAAUAAGAGCAGGAGCCAGGCGGCGAUGAUGGCGUCCCGCGAGCGGGAACGGGAACGGGAACGGGAACGAGAACGUGAACGUGAACGUGAACGCGAGCGAGAACGCGAGAGGGACGUGGAGGCGGAGGCCGACUCGCCCUUAUCGGCGAGAUCCCGAUACGCGGCCCUGAAGGAGCGUCGACAGCGUCUCGCUCGUUCUAGGAGCUCGCACAACUUCGGCGGCGAUGAUCUCGACCUGGACGAGGAACCGCCGUCGCCGACAACCCAGUCGCCGAAUGCUUAUCUUGCGGCCAAGUACGGCGCCGGCUCCGAGUUAGCGCGUAGUCGCAGCACCCACGCCCUGAAGUCGAGGGAACCGAGCCCGGAACGCGAUCGCCCGGGCGCGGAGAAGGACGGCGCGGCUCUGAGCUCCUGGGCCAGGUACCUGAAGAACAAAUACGGCAACCGCACCACCAAGGACAAGGAACCGCCCUCUUCGUCCUCCACGAUACCCUCGUCCAGCUCUAGCGCGGCCUCGAGAAGGCUAUCGUUAGGCUUACCUCUGCGACACACCGGGCAAACAUCCUUUGAAUCUUCUGACGACGACCAAAAAAACCCGUCAGGCUCCCCCACGUCCCCUACAGCAGCUCCCGUUACACCCGCAGCAGCAGGUUCCUCCACUAGCAAUGGUCGGAGGAGUCAUUACUUGCUGAAGCGGCGGCAGCUGUUUAAGUUUGGGAUGCGGGGGAGCGAAGCCGGAUGCUUUACCUGGCCGAGAGGCCUCGCGGUCGGCCCGGACAACUCCAUCGUCGUGGCCGACAGCUCCAAUCAUCGUGUUCAAGUGUUCGACGGUAAUGGAAACUUCAUGAAGGAGUUUGGAACAUACGGCAGCGGCGAGGGUGAAUUCGAUUGCCUCGCCGGGGUGGCCGUAAACAGGAUCGGGCAGUACAUCAUCGCGGACCGCUACAACCACAGGAUCCAGGUGCUCGAUCCGUCCGGCCGUUUCCUGCGAGCCUUCGGCUCCCAGGGUACCGCCGACGGCCGGUUCAAUUAUCCCUGGGGAAUCACCACCGACGCCCUCGGAUUCAUCUACGUAUGCGACAAGGAGAAUCAUCGCGUACAAGUAUUUCAAUCAGACGGCACGUUCGUGGGCAAGUUCGGCUCGUGCGGCAGCGGACGUGGUCAAUUAGAACACCCGCAUUACAUCGCGGUGAGCAACACGAACCGAGUGAUCGUCAGCGAUGGCAAUAAUCAUCGCAUUCAGAUAUUCGAUGUCAACGGCCGCGUACUGACGUCCUUCGGCUCGGAGGGCUCCGACGACGGCCAGUUCAAGUUUCCGCGGGGCGUCGCCGUGGACGAUCAAGGCUACAUCAUCGUCGCCGAUUCCGGUAACAAUCGCAUACAGAUCUUCAGUCCGGACGGCGCCUUCCUCAAGUCGUACGGCUGCUGGGGUAGCGGCGACGGCGAGUUCAAGGGCCUCGAGGGCGUAGCCGUCACUUCCACCGGCAACAUCGUCGUCUGCGACCGCGAGAAUCAUCGGGUCCAAGUAUUCUGACCGACUUUGUUGAUCCAAACAACGGUCGGAAAAACCGCGAACUCUGCUCUUUUGCCAAACGGAUACGCGCUAAUUCAUUGAUAUUCGCGUUUAUUAAUAUUAUUAAUGAUGAGUGAGUAAAAUUGAAUAUAUAUUCAGGCAAUGCAAAUAGAUCGUGUAAUUGGAUAUUCAGUCGGAAUCGGCGUCUACGAGUCUCAUGAAUCAGGUUUCAGGUUUUCAAAAUACUUUGAAUAUUCAUAUCAUUGUGACUUUUUUAUCUGAAAAAUAUAACUAACAUUUAAUCAAAAAAAAGGUAGAGAAAUUAGGAAAUAUGAGACUAAACAACAAAAAAGUAUUUCAAUAUCUUGGGAGAUAAAUUAUUAUAAUCUUAUACCGUUUAGAUACGACGUGUCGUUCUGAAAAAUAUGCAAAGAUGAAUAUCGAGAAUUAGAGAAUUUUUCAAUUUAGCAACUUUCUAUAGAUAUAUUCUAUAAAAUUAUUUUAACAAAUUCAUCGAUAAAUCGGGAGUGAGAUGUCAUUAUGUCAGCUUGUUUCAUUAGAGAAUAUAUUAAUAUAGUGUUUUAUCUACAAUUCUCUUUGUCGGGAAAUUCUCCCGUAAAUCUUACAUUUCCUUUCUAUUGUCUGAAACGACUCUCAUCGUCCGAAAAUAAAUGUAUCGUUCGAUCGUAAUAAAAUACAAGGACAAGGUAAAUAUUUGCGGAAAUAAGUUUUGGCGGAAAAAAUCUAUUGUCGCAAAAGUGGCACUGAUUAAAUGGACUUGUUUUUUAUCAUAUAGUGAAUAAUUAAGGGUUGAUUUUGAUUCGUGUGUUAAAGUCUAAAUUUAGUUACUGACAUUAAGAGAUUUAUAUUAACGAAAUUCCCCACUUGUCUUCGCUAAUUUUGAUGCAAAACUGAAUUCCUGCCAAAUAAUCCUGAAAAAUAAAUGAGAUCCCGAUUUUCAGUAAGAGAGUCAAAUUUAAUUAAUAAACAAUUUUUUGUCUUUUUUUUUCAUUCUACACUUAUGAUGCUAGAAUCGAUGACACAAUAUAUUAGACAAAAUUAACAGAAUAGAAAACGGUAAAUAUUUUUUUCUGUAUUUUAAGCUAAUUUCUUCUUAUCGUCAAAAUUUUCCAGAGAAGCCAAGUUCAACGUUUCCGUUUCUUCGUCUGCUUUUUUGCGGUUUGUUGCGAUCGCUUCGAUAAAUAUUGCAUUCACUUGAAGCGAUACCGGAAAUAUAUGAAGGAAAUAUCGAAACGAAUGGAAUAGCAAAAGAAAAAGAAAAGAUCUGCGAAAGCAAUCAUAUUGACGUGCAUAACAAUGCGUGAAUGGAAUCGGGCCGCUCGCUCGUCGGCGAGUUUGAUUCGAAUUCUCGAGGAAAAUCUUGGACGCCGAUCGAGUUUCCUCCGCUCGGCGUUAGUUUCGAAAAUCUACAUACUUUUCUUAUCUUCACAUCUCUCACUCCCUCUAACUCUCAUCUUCUCGCGUCUGUCUCUCUUUCUUCGUACAUGAGCACGAUAACCGAGCGACUUAAUUUAAUUUGUAUUCAAAGCGACAGAGCAAAUAAAGUUUGUACCGUUUGUAUGCUUUAAAUAAACUGUUGCGGAAGGAA
Messenger RNA from Cataglyphis hispanica, 8190 nucleotides. It is a transcript of the gene tn, whose product is annotated as serine-rich adhesin for platelets. The record is from RefSeq and is a predicted model, not a curated record. Gene Ontology annotation, molecular function: translation repressor activity; ubiquitin protein ligase activity; metal ion binding. Gene Ontology annotation, biological process: negative regulation of translation; proteasome-mediated ubiquitin-dependent protein catabolic process; protein polyubiquitination. The transcript is spliced from 18 exons. Lineage: Eukaryota; Metazoa; Arthropoda; Insecta; Hymenoptera; Formicidae. Bases 990 to 6602 code for a protein of 1870 amino acids.